CUGAUGUAGUGUCCGUCGCACACGGGCAGCGUUCGAUGCCGAGACGCCAUUGGUGAAAUUCAAGUAAAAUUCCACCAAUGAGGAGGGCGAUUGGCCAGGCGGAAUAAUAUAGGGCGUGAAUUUGCUGGUUUUUGGUUUCGUCGGAAGCGGCCGGAGGACGACGAUCGCGGCCACGGAGGAGACGUCCAUCAGAAGCGCUACCAUCGCCGUACCAAGAAGAGGAAGCGCCACAGUGAACAUGGAGCAGCCGGAACCUCUGCGCCACUCCCCGCGCCAUGGCCCGCCGGGGGGUAGCGCCGCAGGGUUGGGACCGAAUGGCACAAAGAAGCCCGUGGCCCAUGGCCACCCAGCUUAUGCUGGCAGACCACAGAACUACGCGCCGCCGCCGAACGGCGCGGCCCCACCACGCGGUGGCCCGCGAGGGCCUAUGAUGCCCGGUCCACCCCCCGUGUCGGCUCGGGUCGAUGGCGACCAUCGUGAGAACAGCCGGUCGCACUCGUCGUCGCGGCAUGUGCCCCAUGCGACGGCGGUCCAGCGCCGCCCGAGUGCGACACGGCCGGCCUUUUUAUCGACACAAAAUCAGCGCUUGCAAAAGCGACAAGAGCUCCUCGAAAUGAACAGCUUCCAGGGCCCGUCCGAGGACACGACGUCGCUCCGGUACGCGCUUUCGGUCUUUGGUCUGGACCCGCGCUUCCUCAAGGACGCCGAGAACCCGAAUACGACGGCCAAAUUGGGGAUGCCGGGCAUCUUCCAGACGCACCCGUCACACCCAGAGGAGCAGUACCACCACUUUGCCAAGCGGCGGGCGGCGUACGUCGCACAGACCGCGCGCGGCCUCGGGCCCAUGCCGGGCAAUUGGCACAAGCAGUAUGCGUUUUUCAGCGAGCAGAUCCCGCUCUUUGACCGACUGGCGCACGUGGCGGCGCUGCCGCUGGCCAAGUCGCCGGCGCCGUCGCCCAACAACUUUAUCGAGUUUGUGUACAAGCAAGUGCGACGGUUCGCCGAGCCGGGCGCGCACCACAUGUGGAUGUUGGACCUUGCGCGCGGCAAGUUUACGCUCGCGGAUAUGGUGCAGACGUACGGCGGCAUUGCGCACGAGUCGUGGCACCCGAGCGACGAGUCCAAGUGCCCGAUUCUGGACACAGUCGCCAAGUACAACUGCGGGUUCCCCGAAGCCACGUGGUACAUCCAAGCCAACGUCGUGUACCAGGAGCUGCACAGCCUCCGGCGCGACACGGACCAUCGCAGCGGCGACUGGUUCUUCCACUCGAAACGGUACCAGCGCCGCGCGUACGAGUGGACGGGCCAGCUUCUCCAGUGCCUUGUUGCGAGUGCCCGCCAGAGCUACGACGAGCCGACGCCGCUGCUUCAAGCGAGCAGCAGCAAGCAGAAGAAGCCAUCGACACCACCGCUGAUCGUGCCGGCCAAACCGGCCAAAGGCAAAAAAGCUGCAGCCAAGCCCGUCGUUGCCGCGCUCCCACCGGUGCCAUCGAUCUCGGCGCUGGAGAAGACUGUGUACCUCCUCCAGCUCUCGGCGUACCAGUUCCAACUGCAUUUGCUGGACCGGAAUCGGUACCUCCAAGGCCUCCUCGCGCUCUUUCAAAAGUGUUUGGAGCCCAAGGCCGGGGCGUCGACGCCCGAGCUGCCGCUGCCGCUGCCAAUCAUGGUGCAGCUCCUUCAGACGCUGCACACGCUCUUGCCCGACAUGCUCGAGCACCCGCUGUGCGUGAAACUGCUCGUCAAGAUUGUGCUGCAGCAUUUGCAGCUGCUUGUGAACGACCCGUCGGACGUCGGGGCCCCCUCGAGUCUCUACGCCGAGUCGCUCGUGUGCGGCAUGUGCCACCUCCUCCGCGACGUCUUGCUGUACGCGACGGACCACCUCAUUCACGUGCGCGACGACGUGCUGCAAGUGUGGCCGCCAUUUGUGCUGACCGAUCGGUUCUUUGAUCGCACCAUGUACUCGGACGAAGCCAUCGCCGCGUGCUUGACGCAGUGCCACGCCAAGCUCGACGAAGUCACUGCCCGCAUCGCCCGCGUCAAGGAGUUCCACGCGGUGAUCGCCCGCAAGCGCCACAAGGACGCACUGGGCGACAAGAAACAGCGCCACGACGUCGAGAUCUUUGAGCUCCUCGACGAGUUUCAUGGCGGCAAAACCAAGCUUGAAGCCGACGACGUCUACGCCCAGAUCUUCCAGGACGAGCCCGUGACGGUCGAUGUCCAUGCGAUCCACGCCGUGUGCGAGUGGGCCGUCUCGAUCUACCGACCGCAAGAGUACAAGUUUGUGUCGGUCGUGUACCUUCUCGAGACGCACAACCACGCGCUCUGUGCCCGCGACUUGUCGCCGCGCGAACAUGCGUCGUUCUUGCAAGAGCCGCUGACGACGUUUCUCAAGACGUAUGUGCCAACGCAGAACGCCGAGCUCGCGUCCUUACUGGACCUCUUCUCGCUCUUGAUCCGCCGCCGGCUCUUCUUUACGGACGCCUUUAUCCUCGCGAUGGACCAGCUUCUCGAGCGGCCGACUGUGGCGUCGUCGCUUCUCUCGCUCUCGUACUACUUUGAGUAUGGGCCGAACAAGGGCGGGUUCAAGGACAUUGCUGCCGUGCCAUUGCACGACCGGCUGCGAUUGUACCUCUGGCAGUUCCCGCGCGGCCCGGCACCGUUUGGGGCGCUGCCGCUGGAGCUUCGCGGCGACAUCCAGGGCGAGACCGACACGGACACGCUGAGCUUGUGGAUGGAAUUGGUCGGCGUCGUGCCCGACGAGCUCCAGCGGUCGCGCACGCUGGAGCGGGCGAUGGGUCUCUGCAUGGCUGUCUUUUCCACGGCGCAGAGCACGGAGUUUGAGGUCAUGACCAAGGUCGUCGAGCUCUACUCGGCCAUCAAGCGGCUCACGGCGCACGACAAGACGCGGCUGACGCAGUGGCUGCUCGCGCGUGUGUACGCUGUCGACGACGCGGGGUUUUUCGCGCUCUCGGAGCUCUGCAAUGUCGAGUUUACGCUGCGCCUGUUGCUCGUGCUGCUCGAGCUCAUUGACGUCUUGAGCCUCCUCGAAGUCGUCAUCCACUUUGUCCGGCACGCUCCCGUGUACAUGGUGAAAGCCGUGCUCAUGCCGCUUUUGGACCGGCACCAAAUGACGUUCUACGCGUCGCAGGACCUGCUCGCGCUCAUCCAAGCGUACGAGUACCGGUGCCACGCGUUCCGCCGCCACGGCUUUGACCCGGACGACAAGGUGCAGACGAUCGCAAUGUUCAUUGCGCGCAUCUACCAAAGCAACUCGAAGGCGCUCGAUAAGGCGCUCAAGGCGCUCGACGCGCGGUCACCGCCCGAAGUGCUCACGAAGGCGUUCUUUGCCAUCUUGAAAGAAGACAAGCUCAAGACGGACCCGAGCAAGGACCUCUCGCUCGAAGGCGUCAACCACAAGUGCGCGUUCCCGAAGGACAAGGACACGAUGGGGCCGGACCUCGCGGCCGUCCUCGCCAAGAUCUUUGCGGGGCUGAGUCCGAAUGACGAGCCGAGCCCGGUGGUGGCGCGCAGCUUUACGCACCUCAUGGGCUCGGUGGACGCGAGCGAGAUGGCGUGCCGGGACGUUGGUGUCGAAGAGGCCGUGAACGCACUCCUCGCGCACAACCCGUCGACGUCGCAGCAGCGCAUCUUUGUGUUCCGCGCGCUCCUGACCGAAGUCAUGGACAAGUGGCUCGCGCUGCUGCAUGCGACGGCGGCCAAGAAGGCAACGGCGUCCAACUCGAUUCGGCAGAUCCAUUUCCUCGUGCCGCAGCACCUGCACCGGUGCGUGCGCGUCUUGCGGGACUUUAUCGACGCGCAAGACGAAGGCGACCGCAAGCUCGUUCGCGACACGCUCCUCGCGUGGCUCCACCGCGAGGUCAUUGUGGGCUUCAACGGCCUCGAAAAGGCCGACGCCAAAGGCAAGACCAAGCACCCGUUCCUCUCGCGCGGCGACUCGAGCGGCAAAGAAGCGUAUGCGUGCAACCUCAAGGGCCGGCUCGACAAGGCGCAGUACGGUCUCAAGCUCUUUUUGCAGUCGCUCGUCCUCCACGGCAUCCUCGACCUCCCCCAAGUCAUUCGGUAUGUGCUCGUGCCGGGCUUUCCAAAGAAGAACGCCAAGACCACCGAGGCGCGGUCGCUCCCGAACCAGCUGCUCUCGAUGGCGCUCGCCUUCCACUUGCUCGGCGACGCGCCGCCGCAGUACACGCAGAUUGACGCCAAGACGAUGGCGCAGAUCGACGACCCGAUGCUCAAGUACCACUGGCGUUUCCUUCGGAGCAUGGUGCCCUCGACCGUCUUGUUUCCACUGCUGUUGCUGUUUUGCCAAAUGUCGUACCAGCUCACGACGGACGGACAGACGCUCAAGCCGCGGGACGAGCGCGGCAACCUCGCGAGCCUCAUCCUCUUCCACUGCACGAACGACAUGCUCGUGCGCGAGAGUCUCUUUGCCGACAAGGAGCUUCGCGAGCGCUACAUCGCCAACGCGGCCAAGGAGCCGGACAACGUCUGGAUGCUCAACGUGCUCCUCAAGCACCUCAGCCGGCCGCUCAACACGCCGGCCGAGCUCGCCAUGAACCGCAUCCAGCUGCUCAAAGCCGAAGCGAUCUUUGAGGCAAUGGACAAGUGGCUCGUGCACCGAGGUGGGUCGACGUACCUCGAAGUGCAAAUGGUCCGGCAGCACGCCAAGGCGGUCAAGCGCGCGAAGAAGCCGACCUUGCCGCGGCUUGUCGACACGCGCGUCGUCGAGGUGCGUAGCAAUUACGCACCGCUCUUGGCGCUGCCCCCGCCGUCCUUGGACGACACGCACUUGGCGUCGUCGACGCUCUCGUCCAGCGACAAGAUUGGCAUCCUCGUGGCCCACAAGCUCUUUGUGCGAUGUGCGCGCCCGUCGUUUUACGCACCAGACGUGGCCAGUCCGGCGUCCUCGACCGAGCGCGCGCUCGCUCAGCGUGAAACAUGCGACGUGGCGAACGCGCACCUGCUCGCGUCGUGCGUCACGUGCAUUCCGUCGGCGCAGAUCACCGCCAGCGUCCUCGGCGCGGUCGUCUCGCGCGUCUGCGAACAGCUCGAGUUUGACUGCUUGCUGCCAACGACGUGCGACGAAUUCCUGAGCACGUUUUCGUCGGCGGCGGUCGCGACCUUUCUCCGGCGCGUGCUCACGGCGCCGUUGACGCCAGCGACCAUGUACGCGCGCUUCUUGCGGUCACUGCUCAAGCAGCUCGAGGGGCUCCGCGCGGCAUUCCAAGCCGACCCCGCGGACUGUGCGGUGCGCGCGGCGCUCCGACGCAAGCUCGCGCUGCGGCUCCAGCUCGUGAGCAUUGCUGCGUCGGUGACCAACUACACGCUGCCGUACCGCAACGGCAUCAUCAAGGUGCUCGUGAGUCUCCUCGAGACGCCGCUCGUGUGCACGGACACGGGCCUUCCGCUCUUUUCGUGGAUCUUGGAUCUUAUUCCGCUCAUUCCGUCGACCGUCUUUGCCGACAUGGAGACCGCGGACAUUGUGCGGGGCCUGCGCCUGCCACCGGCGCUCCAGCGCCGCGUGUUUGUGAUAUUCCCCAAGAGCGUGUACGGCGCGCGGCCGCUGCCGAUGGCCAACAAGCGCAAGAUGGACCCGUGGGCGCGCCUCGACGGCUUUCCCGACCUCCCGAGCGACGUCUUUGCGCCAUUGAGUGCGCCGGCCAAGGCCAAGCGGCGACGCGUCUGGCGCGCCCUGUAGUGGUAUGUAUGCAAGGAGAUAACCCUCCGUUGGUCUUGUUCUUGC
Molecule: messenger RNA, 5761 nt
Organism: Saprolegnia diclina VS20
Lineage: Eukaryota; Oomycota; Saprolegniomycetes; Saprolegniales; Saprolegniaceae
Exons: 8
Coding region: 239-5716 (1825 amino acids)
Source: RefSeq, a predicted model, not a curated record